Molecule: messenger RNA, 3043 nt
Organism: Camelina sativa (false flax)
Lineage: Eukaryota; Viridiplantae; Streptophyta; Magnoliopsida; Brassicales; Brassicaceae
Source: RefSeq, a predicted model, not a curated record
UUCAAAAACCCUAAAAUUCGAAACGUUUCCCCCAAAUCGUCUCUACCCAAUGGCGUCGGAAAAGCCUGAAGACCCGAUGAACAAUACGGCCGGCGGAAUCGGAACAGACGAGGAAUCUAUAGCACAGCGCCGGAAACGACUAAGGCGAGUGAGCUUCGCCGACCGUGAAAUCACUUCCGUCCACAUUUUCAAACGUGACGAAGAUUACGAGACGCCGCCGAACACCUCCGCCGCGAAGGGUGAACAAGCUGAAACGUCAGAGUCUGAGGAUAAAGUAAUUAAGUUUUUCGGCGAUUUAUCUGACCGCGAAGACACUGAAGGAGAUGGUGAAGAUGAGCCAAUCUUGAAUGAAUCCUUCUUGAGGCCAAAAUAUUCGCCAUCUUCAGGAGGUAGCACUGUUGGCUCUGCUACUAGUGAUGACGAGGAUAGUUUCUUCGGCCCUGUGUCAUCCCAUUUUAUCAAUCCUGGAAGAUUGUCUGACGCUACUAUCUCUGAAGACCACCAUGAAAUGACAAUGGACUCUACAGCAUUUUCUAUGCAUUUCCGGAGUCUUGCGAGGUCAGAGUCUGGAGAUGUGAGGACUCCUAUGAGUAAUCUUCCAGUAGAAGAAACUGAUACAGGAAGUGCAAUGGUGUUGUUGACAAAGCCUAAGAAGCUAUUCCCAAAGUCCCCUCUACCUGUUGAGAAGGGGAGUGGUGGUAGAGACUCGAAUGAUAUGAGUAUCGUUGGUGAGAAUUCUCGCAAAUAUGACUAUGGGUAUAUAUCUCCUACAUUAGCAGCUCUAUUGGCUGAUGAAAGCAUGGAAUUGCUUCCUGAAGACAAUACUGUGGAAUCAAGAUCCCCCAUCCAUGGUUUUUCCUUGUCCCCUCAGAAUGGAUGCAUUCCCGUAGUUCAAGCUAAUAAAGACUCACAUGGUAUAAAUAGUGGUGAUGCUUGUCAAAUCCUGUCACCUUCUGGUUCUGGCUCUCGCCCUCAGAUAGUGCUGCAGGAAUCAGGAAGCCAACAUUACUCAAAGGAUGUUUCCCUUUCCUCGUCAACUAUUAGAAGGCAAAGUGCGUUUUCAGUUGGUUUAUUACCCCAGUCCGUAUCUUGUGUUACUCCUUCCCCUAAACAUGGUGGAAGCUUUAUGAGCAGGGAAACUCGGGCACUAGUUGAGAGCUUGCCAACCAUCCAGAAAAGCAAAUCCAGACUUGGAUUGAUUCCACCUGGUUCUGCUCUUAUUCAGAGAAUUGAGAAAUCAAAGCUUCAAUUAUCUGGAAACCGCAUUGGCAGGGAAGUAGGUGUCCACAUGGAAAUUCAUGCAGGUAUACCCAUUACCAAUUUGGAGGAUUUGUUAUCCGAACAUGAUAAUAGAACACCAGUUUCUGAGAAGAAAGGCAUGCCAGAUAUAUGCAGUAGUGGUGCAUUGAGCCCUGUUGUCGACACUGGCGAUGAUAGUACAACACCAGUUUCAGGAAAGAAGGGCAUGCCAGAUCAAUGCGGUAGUGGUGCAUUGAGACCUGCUGUUGACACUAGGGGUGAUAAUAGAACACCCGUUUCAGACAAAAUAGACAUGCCAGAUCAAUGCAGUAGUGGUGCUUUUAGUCCUGAUGUUGACACUAGCGAUGAUAGAACUCAAGUUUCUGAAAAGAAAGGUGUACCAGAUCAAAACAGUUGUGGUGCAUUGAGCCCUGCUGCUGACAUUAGUAAUGUGUUUGCACGAAGAAGUCCAGAAGGAAAUACUAAUUCUGAGACAGAAGGUUCACUCUUCAAACAACAGCAAAGAAAUCAGACAGCCAGCACCCCUGAGAAGUUUGUGUCAUCAAAUGCAACGACGUCAGCAUCAAAGAAUUUUGUUAUUCUUCAAGAUCAAGAGCAGCACAGUAAAGCCACCGAAAAAUCUGAGAUUGGGGAUGGAAAUGUGACCAAGGAAUGUGCUAGUACUAAUUCUUUGAAUACCUUAUCCGACAAAGUUGAAUCAUUGCUUGCAGAAUCUGGCGUAUUACUUAGUGACACAGGCUUCUUGAAUGGCUCUGCUAAACGAAAAGAGAAGGACAGUAUGCUGCAUAAAAAUCAAAACAGAACCGACAUCAGUGCUGCCGAGUUCCUUCUGAAGGAUAAUAAUCAUUUGAAAGUACAUUGUGAAACAGAAGUUAUCUCAGUUGAAGAUGUUCCUUCUGUAGUUACAGAAACCCUUCCUAGUACCUCUGGCUCGUCAUCUAUGGACAGAAGCAAGAAUGAGGCUUUACAUGCUAAGGGAUCAUCCAGAUUGAAAAGGAAAGCAGAAGAUGUUGAUUGUGCAGUUAGAAAUUAUAGCCCCAAAGUCGGGAGAAGUACACAGUAUAUUUCAAGUUCAGUGAUGAACCACCGUGAUGGAAAGUUCAAUGCUCAUGAUUGCCGCAGAGUUCGUAGACAAGUAGUGAACUGGGUAGAAAUUCCAGGAAAAGUAUCAGAAGAAAUCAAACAAAUGGUUGAUCCAUUGGCUAAUAAGCUGAACCCAAGACUGAUAUGUAAGGUGGAAGAUAUAUUAACACACAUGAAGAAGGUUCAUUUGUGUGAGAUGCUUUGUCUUCAAAUUCAGUCUCAGAAAGUAUGUGACGACUUGAGUGGUGCUAAGACAAAGAGACAUGCUGAGAGUAGAUCAUUACUCUGCAAGUUAGCGUACGAAAAAGCCAAACUUGAGUUGCUGCACCUCAAGAAAGAAAUAAUGACGAAAAAGUUUCAAGCAGUGAGCGCCGGUGUACAAACAUCCGAAACAUUGAGGUUGAAUUGUGCCAACUUUCUACGUCAACAUGAUUUCCGUUCUACUGGCUUGUUAGAUCCUAACCAAGCUGAAGAGGUUAUGAUUACUAGUAAACGGGCGGAGAUAACACAGGAGAUCAAAGAAUUGGACUCAAAAAUCAAGAAGUUGAUUCAAUGUUUUACGACGUUCGACACAAUGACAGAAGAACCGGCAAAUGCAGACACUAUUAAAAUUGCUGAAGAUACUUUAAAAAAGAGAAUGAGUUGCAGAUCCAUACGUCAGGAUAUUCUGUGCAGAUAUGUAAGGUGGAAGAUAUAUUAA